AUGCGACGUGUGCUCGGCCCCUACGCUCAUGGCGGAUGGGAAAACCUGUCAAUGAUGAUAGGCUGGUGCUUACAUGUUUACGCGACAGACAAGUCCGCUCCGUUACCAAAGCCUUGGAAUGAUGAAGAUUGGGAAAGGUCUGCGAGGUUACAAGCAUGGGGAGUACCAGCGAUUGUCCCUCCAGCUCUAAUGGGUCUCCCCCGAGGAGACAGUCGAGCCCUGGAUUGGGGACUGUUUCACCAAUGGAUUAAGGAUGAAAAGAGGAUAUUGGGAGAGGCAAAUGGGCCGGCGGAGGCGGAAGACUUUGGAUAUGAGCAGCAAGAUGAUCCAUCCCAAGCAGAGGCAUUCCACGGAGUUGGAAGUAGUACCGAGGAUCCUUAUAGGAGUACUGGAACUCCGUAUAGGAUACUGGAGAACUCAUUCGGGCCCUUGGGGGUGACACACGUAUCGGGAGGACUUGAAGACUUUGGGCCUAUACAGCAGGGUAGUCUUCCUCGGGAGGAGAGACCCUGGCGGGUUGGUAACAGCAGAAAGAGGCCGCGUGAGACAGAAGAGGAUGAAUCGGAGGAAAUACACGGGCUAGGAGGGUCCGACAACUUCGGUGAUAGGAAGCCAAGUAAGAGUAUCCGAGGGGAGGGAUCCAUAAGUGUUGGUAACGACAUGGAGAAGCUGUAUGCCAGCAUCAUGAAUGAGACGGAAGAAGAUACAUCGGAGGAGAUACAUGGCCAAGGAGGGUACGACGACUUUGAGGAUAUGAAACUGAGCACUCAUGCCCUAAAGGAGAUGCUCAAAGGUAUGGAUAGCACAGCGAAGAUGCUAGAUGCCAUGAUCAACCAACUACCCGAGAUGGACUAG
This is a messenger RNA of Fusarium subglutinans, 855 nucleotides long. RefSeq lists its product as uncharacterized. NCBI's taxonomy places the organism in Eukaryota, Fungi, Ascomycota, Sordariomycetes, Hypocreales, Nectriaceae. The coding region runs from base 1 to 855 and encodes 284 amino acids. The record is from RefSeq and is a predicted model, not a curated record. The transcript has a single exon.